Dreissena polymorpha is the source of this 6414-nucleotide messenger RNA. RefSeq names its product CKLF-like MARVEL transmembrane domain-containing protein 4. Gene Ontology annotation, cellular component: membrane. Lineage: Eukaryota; Metazoa; Mollusca; Bivalvia; Myida; Dreissenidae. The record is from RefSeq and is a predicted model, not a curated record. Bases 232 to 732 code for a protein of 166 amino acids. The transcript is spliced from 5 exons.
UAGUUGACUGUCAUAAGCAGGAGUUCACAUGACUAUGUUUUGAAAGAAACAGACUUACAGAUAUCAUAAGAUACCCAAUGCUGUAUGUUGCUAUCAGAACGGUUAAUUAGAUUUCGCUGCUUGCAACACUGCUAUUUUAAGAGAAUACGUCUGCGCUGAAGCCAAGAUAUCUCUAUUGCUUCAUAUAGUGUUUAACCAGUCUACUAGUACAAGAACACACAACGUGUCGGGAUGUCAUCUGAAGUUACUGUGGGUUUCGACAGAGGCUAUGUUAAGUCUAUGAGAGGCAUUUUAAAAGUGUCAGAAUGUGUUCUAGACAUGGUGGGUUUCAUUUGUGCCAGUGUCUGGAUCUACUGGACGCACGCAGGUGGGGCCUGGGUACAGUUUGUGACCAUCUCUGCGUUCAUCACCACCCUGAUACUGUAUAUACUGCAUCUGUUUAGGAUCAUCUACAAGCUGCCUGGACCAUGGGGGCUCAUUCAACUGAUUUACUAUGGAAUCUACAGUCUCCUGAUGCUGAUUGCAGCCAUAGUGUGUGCAGUUCGGGCUGUGCAUCAUUCCUCCAUAGUUGCUGCUGCAAUUUUCACAUUUCUGGCAACGGCUGUGUAUGUCGUGGACACAUUCCUGCUGUUCAGAGAUUGGCAGUCGGGCUCCUCGACAACCACAACUAUGACUGAGACCCGCACCACCACAACCACUGAGACCUAUGAUGAAAAGAAAACCACUUACUAAACCAGUCUUGGUUUGAUAGUUAACCAGUCAGGUGUUAAAAAUAACCAGUCCAGUUUUUGCAAUGUACUUAUAACUUUUAAUCUGCUGUUGAUCUUUAUCAGUUGAGUUUUUAUAGUAAAUAGUUAUACAAAUAUAGAAUAUGAAUGGAUGUGGGGUUAAUUGAUAUGUAAAAAAUUGCCUUAGUAAAACAGGUGAAGUCAUCUGGUUUGCUUUACCAUUUAAAGUCCCUUUGUUAGUAAAAUUAAAAACUUAAGCAUCUUAGUUCUUUAGAUAAAUAUGAUAUAUUGAAGGUCUUUUAGAGUUAAAAAACAUAAUAUGUUAAGGUCUUCCAGUCUUGGCUAUUAAAUGUUAUUAUAACAUUAAUACUAUGCUUAUUUUAUCUAACAUUAGUUUUAAAAUAGUUUUUUUAUUUUAGAGAAAUGGCAUGCAUCUAUCGUUACUAUAAUAUAGUAUAAAUUAAAUUAAAUGCCUUUUGGCAAUUAUUUUUUAUUAAAAAUUUCACAUAUUUUAACACAAAUUGUAUUGUAAUGAAUAUGGGAUAAAGUAAUUUAGGGUUAAUUUCGUCUAAAUAAAGCUUUGAUUAUCAGCUUUGUGUUAAACUAGCAUUUGUAAACCUGUAACCCACUGCUUUGUUACCUUUCUAUUAUAUAUAAGGACUUAAUGUGGUAACCUUGUUUAAACGUAAAAACGCAUUAACGUUAAAUAUCAGUUUGAAUAUGUCAGAUUUGUUAUCUUCUGACCAGUCAAGUUAACUAUAUUGCUUCCCAGUUUAAAUAUGCAGUACCUGCAUACCAAAGCUGCUAUAGAUAGUUACAAGUAAAGUAUCACUCAUUUGUAUGAGAUUUCAUUUAUUGUGCCAAAGACCAGAUAAGAUUAAGACUCGGCAAAAGAUUCAUUUUAAUGAAGAAUCCCUAUUAAAUAUGUUUUCAUCAUUUUAAACAUACUCAUACAUAACUGCUUAAAGAAAUGAUGCAUAGUUAAAUGUUCAUGAUUCUGGAAACAUUUGUUUUUUUAAACUCUGUUUUCAUUUGAGGAUGGCAAUGAAGAGUUGAGCUCUAUAAUAUGACAGGCAUCAUCCAAAAAACUGCCAUCCUUGCAGUAUUGCCUUGAGCUACCCUGUCUGCUCAUGAGACUACAAAAUCUUGCAUGGAUAUACAGCGGCCAGUGUAGCUUCAGACCAGACUGCUUGAUUGCAUAGGCUGGACUGGAGCUACACUGGCCGCUUAAAUAGUUUAACCGUGAAUAGGUUAGUUGCGGUUAACAAGAUAAGUCUUUAAAUAUUAUUUAAAUAUGAAAAAAGUUAAUGGCUUAAAGUUUUGUUUUUUCUAACAUUAAAAAUUAUGAUGUCUUAAGCAAUACUUGUAUCAUUUGAAUGUUGAAGCAGACUAUUUGCUUUUUGCAUGGAUAUAUUAUAUCCUCGGUUUAUUUUUUAUGCUCCCCGAAAUAAAUUUCGGCGGAGCAUAUAGUUGCCAGUUUGUCCUUCCUUACUUACUUACUUCCUUCCUUACUUCCGUCACACUUUUGCUACCGUUUCUCAUAGCGCCUUCAAUACUUAACCAAUUGCUUUCAUAUUUGGCAUGAAGGAACCUUGCAUGGACCUCUACCUUUUGAUGAGGUUUGAGGUCACUGGGGUCAAGGUCAAGGUCACAGAGGCUAAUAAUAGACUUCCUUCCGUCACACUUUUGCUACUGUUUCUCAUAGUGCCUUCAAUACUUCACCAAUCGCUUUCAUAUUUGGCAUGUAGGUUCCUUGCAUGGACCUCUACCUUUUGAUGAGGUUUGAGGUCAGUGGGGUCAAGGUCACAGAGGCUAAUAAUAGACUUCCUUCCGUCACACUUGCUACCGUUUCUCAUAGCGCCUUCAAUACUUUACCAAUCGAUUUCAUAUUGGGCAUGUAGGUACCUUGCAUGGACCUCUACCUUUUGAUUAGGUUUGAGGUCACUCGGGUCAAGGUCAAGGUCACUGAGGCUAAUAAUAGACUUCGUUCCGUCACACUUUUGCUACCGUUUUUCAUAGCGCCUUCAAUACUUUACCAAUCGCUUUCAUAUUUGGCAUGUAGGUACCUUGCAUAGACCUCUACCUUUUGAUUAGGUUUGAGGUCACUGGGGUCAAGGUCAAGGUCACCGAGGCUAAUAAUAGACUUCGUUCCGUCACACUUUUGCUACUGUUUCUCAUAGCGCCUUCAAUACUUUACCAAUCGCUUUCAUAUUUGGCAUGUAGGUACCUUGCAUGGACCUCUACCUUUUGAUGAGGUUUGAGGUCACUGGCUCAAGGUCACCGAGGCUAAUAAUAGAUUUUUUAGGUGUUUAUUAACACAUACAUUGACAAAGCGCAUUAUCAGGGAGCAUCCAUCAGUUUCACUGAUAUUCUUGUUUAAAUAAAUAUUUCUUUUUAGAUCUGAAUUGUAAUUUAUCUGGUUUAUACUUAUGUUCAUAUGUGCAAGUUUGUAAGUUUGAAUUGCUAGUUUGAUUUUCUUUAUGUUUUUAUUAAUACAGCUUAUUGACUUUUAUAAUUUAUUCAUUAUAAUAAGUUAUUUUAUUUGUUUUGUUUAUAUUAUUUUUUGGAAUCUUUGAUCUGCAAUUCUGCCGGUAAGAGAGCAGACACCUUAAGAGUAUGUGGUCUUUUUCUUCUUUAUUUACAUUCUGAUGGUUAAGAUAUACAGGUACAAUGUUUUUUCAUUUUGCUGAUAUAAAUUGUUAAGGUAAUAGAGUUUAAACAUAUAGUGAUUUACUGGAUCUCUUUUUUGAAAGUAUUUAAGAUUUUAAAAAGGAAUGGUUUGACUUUAUUGAAGUAAGAUCAUGUGCAACUUAUAUUUUAAGUUGAAUCUCAAUGUAAGCCCCCCCCCCACAUGUUUUUUACAUUUCAGUGUGAAGUAACAAAAGAUUUUGUUAUAUGGACAAACAAAAUUGUUGACAAAAGAUGCAAUAUUACCAGAUUACCAGAAUCACUUUAUAACAGAAUCAUAAUGUGGGUUAAUAAAAGUCAAUAAGAUUUUAUUUUAUUUUGUUAAUUAUUUGUUAAAUUGUGUUCCUGAUACAAAUUUAAAACAUGUGCCAUUAAUGUACACAAGAUUGACUGUAUAAUGUUGCGGUUAUUAUCCAAUACUAUCUGUCCCCAUUUUGCUCUUGCCUUUCUGCUCUGUAUUGUCUAAAAUGCCUGUGUCAAGUAAACACAUGCCUCUUUUCUUUCAAGUUAACACGUUUACUCCACAUCAAAGGUUAUAAUAAAUUAUACCAUAAGUUCUUACCAUUUUCAAUUCAAGUCCAGUUUGUUUGUAGCCCAAUACUAUGUUUUGUUCUAGUCACAAAAAAUUUCUUUUGAAUUUAGUAUAAUGUUUGUGUUUUCAAAUUUUCAAAAUAGAUUUAUCAUUGUUUUCAAGAGUACAUUUUAGUGUUGCUGCAAACCAAUUGUAUUCAUUAAAAGUUAGCUUGUGGGUAUGUUGGUUUUUAUGUUCACUAGCAACAACUCGUUUAACAGCUAUACAUGUUCACAAAGUUUUGGGUACAAGUAAUAAUUAAAAUACUUUUAAGCUCAACAUUUAAUUGAAAAAAUUGAAUAGGUCACAGUCUGAUUCACUGGAUUUGGUGCCAGUGGGGUCAUUGUUACUAAAAAAAGUUUCUACAUGUACUUGAUAACUUAUAUUUAGAUGGAGUUGUUUUCUUAUUGUAGGUAGCUUACAUGCAAAUGUAUGUUUGGAUUGCUUUUGGAGCAAGUGGGAUAAAGAUCACUGUGACUAAAAAUAGAAAUAUAGUUUCCACUCAAUACCUUGAAAUUGAAUGGAGGUAUUGUGCUGUAGAUUUGUUAGUCAGUCACAGCUUAUAUGCAAACCAAGGUUGGGAUGGCAUUCAAGGCCAGUUGGGUCAAGGUCACUGUUACUUAACCCUUUGCAUACUGGGAAAUUUGUCUUCUGCUAAAAUGCUGUCUGCUGAAUUUCUAAAAUUAGCAUUUUCUUAAAAGAAAAUUUCCAAAGAAUACUAUAAGAAUAGCAAAUAGUUUGGAUCCUGAUGAGACACCACGUUCUGUGGCGUCUCAUCUGGAUCCAAACUGUUUGCAAAGGCCUUCAAAAUUCCGUUCCAGCACUGACAGAGUCAAUCUAGAAGGGUAAUAUGCUGCAAUCUUCUUUGUAGGAAGCCAAUAUGCAAACCUUGGCUUGCUUGCAUAGUUCAUUAAAUAAAUUUGUAUACAUUCAAAAAUCUAAUUGUUUUGCAUGUUCACAUAUUGUUUUAAUUUUAAAUUAAAAAACACAAAACUUUUAUUACUUACAGGUAUUUAACUUCAAUUAUGUCUUUGUAGUCAUUACAUUUGACAAGUGAUAGAAAGUAUGCAUAUCAAAGGGGAAGUAAAGGCGAAGUAUGCAUAUCAAAGCGGUAGUACAGGCGAGGGCCCUUUCUUGUGACAGCUCUGGGUUAUUAUAUGGUCAUAAAUCACUGAAGGUUGAAAGACUCAAGCUUUCAAUAGAAAUUAUUUCCAAAUGCACUGAUUUCAGAGGAUACCGAUUACCUAUUAAAGCUUUGUGUAUCUAAAUAGUUUUUACCAUGCACAUUUGACUGCUUGAUAUGGAUUACAAACCUCUCAAUUUUACUUGCAUUAUGUGACCCAGCCAAGUGUGGGGGUAUGUUCUUCACUUUUGUGACAGUUCUUGUUUUUAUCGAGUAGUUGCUUUUACUUUGCCUGGCUUGAAAAUAAUACACACGAGUGUAUGUGGAAGUUCAAAGUACUAUUUCAGCUAAUAAUUAAAGUGAAUGUAAAUGUUGUAUUGUGUCUCAAGCUGUUGUAUCAGUAUAACAAUGUAAAUGUAUAGUGUCAAAGUACACAAAAUGCUUAUUUGUAUUCAUAUGUAUAGGCUUUUCCUAGCAGAAUAUCCAAAAUAUAAUAUAUUAUACUCUUCUUCAUCAAGUGAAAAUAUUUAAAUUCCAUUUAAUACCCUAAUAUUUCAGCAAUAGAUUUUCAGCCGAUUAAUGAACCAGUAUCCAUUACUUUUGUGUCUACAGAUGUAUUUGAAGAGAGGAACAAAUCAUGUACAAUGCUCAAGUAUUAAUUGAGAGUUUAACAUGCAGCAUGUCUUUUCCCAUGCUGGACUGGACAUUCCAAACAAUCAUUUAAUUUUGCCAAUAGAGAUACUAGCAACACCAUCCUCACUAACAUGUUUGGCAAAACUCAGUAAACCUGCAUUCAUUUAUAAGCUCAACAACAAAGUGUUUACACUUCUCUUAAAAUAUAUUUUAAAUAAUUUUUAUUUAUAACUUUCUGUUUGGCUUUACUAUUCUUUGCAUUUGUAACCACAUAUCUAUCCAUCCAAACAAGUGAAAAACCAAGUGUAGUUUUUUUCCGUAUAAAAUUUGACUUUUUAUUCCCCUUUUCGAGGAUGCAUUUACUUAUUUUCCUCAUUAAUAAUAAUGCUGGUCAGUUUUCAUUGAAGUAUCGUGUGAAGAGUUAACUUUAGAAAUGCUUGUUUUGCAGGUUUCAUUGUGGAUAUCAUAUAUGGUUUUAUGUUUGUUUUGUUCAUUUACCGGCAAUAUGCCAGUGUUUGAACAUUUAUUUAUUACCAUUACCUUAUGCUUUUCUCCACCAUAUGUAUAUAUUGCUUCUAUAAAAUAUUUACAUAAUAGUUUUCUUGGGUGUAUUGUUUUGUAUUCUGAAAUUAUAUAGUCUUAAAAUUCUAAUAAAUGUGUUGUAGAACAUU